This is a messenger RNA of Hipposideros armiger (great roundleaf bat), 1975 nucleotides long. RefSeq names its product 5'-nucleotidase domain containing 2 (gene NT5DC2). The transcript has 14 exons. Gene Ontology annotation, molecular function: 5'-nucleotidase activity. Lineage: Eukaryota; Metazoa; Chordata; Mammalia; Chiroptera; Hipposideridae. The record is from RefSeq and is a predicted model, not a curated record. The coding region runs from base 447 to 1904 and encodes 485 amino acids.
CUUCACAGAGAUCCCAAAGCUCCUCUUGAUGUGAAAGGGGCAAGAUGCCAGGGUGAGUGCUAGGAUGAGCCAGCCUUGCACCCGUGGAGCCUAACUCUCCCUUCUGACGUUUUCUAGGGGCAAAUUCUAGGCACUGAGGGGUGCCUUGGGCUAAUGCCUUUAGGCAAAACUUUGCCAGGGAACCAGGCCCUCCCACCCCACUCCCAACCUCAGCAUGGUGACAUUGGCAUGCUAGGCUGAGGGGCAGAGUGAUUGAGGCAGGUAGGAGUAACCAAAUUCAAAUCUCAACUCCACUGCCUACUGCUGAACAAGUGACUUUAUCUCCCUGAGCCAGUUUCUUCCUCUGGACAAAAGACGAUUAAAUGUGACCACAUCACAAGACUGGAGUGACGAUUGAACAAGAGGAGCCUCUAAGGCACCAACAAGCGCACCCAGCAGCAGCUGGCAUGGUGGCAUUCACAAAUCUCCUUCCCCCCGAGGUCUGCAGUCUCCUGAACCCAGCAGCCAUCUAUGCCAACAACGAGAUCAGCCUGCAUGAUGUUGAGGUCUAUGGCUUUGACUACGACUACACGCUGGCCCAGUACGCAGACUCACUGCAUCCAGAGAUCUUCAGUGCUGCCCGUGACAUCCUGAUUGAGCACUACAAGUACCCAGAGGGUAUUCGGAAGUAUGACUACAACCCCAGCUUUGCCAUCCGUGGCCUCCACUACGACAUUCAGAAGAGCCUUCUGAUGAAGAUUGAUGCCUUCCAUUACGUGCAACUGGGGACGGCCUACAGGGGCCUGCAGCCUGUGCCAGAUGAGGAGGUGAUCGACCUAUAUGGGGGCACCCAGCACAUCCCACUGUACCAGAUGAGUGGCUUCUAUGGCAAGGGUCCCUCCAUCAAGCAGUUCAUGGACAUCUUCUCACUGCCAGAGAUGGCACUGCUCUCCUGUGUGGUGGAUCACUUCUUGGGCCAUGGCCUGGAGUUUGACCAAGAGCACCUCUAUAAGGAUGUGACGGAUGCCAUUCGAGACGUGCACGUGAAGGGCCUCAUGUACCAGUGGAUCGAGCGGGACAUGGAGAAGUACAUCCUGAGAGGGGAUGAGACGUUCGCUGUCCUGAGCCGCCUGGUGGACCAUGGGAAACAGCUGUUCCUCAUCACCAACAGUCCCUUCAGUUUUGUGGACAAGGGAAUGCGCCACAUGGUGGGUCCCGACUGGCGCCAGCUCUUCGACGUGGUCAUCGUCCAGGCGGACAAACCCAGCUUCUUCACUGACCCGCGCAAGCCUUUCAGAAAACUCGAUGAGAAGGGCUCGCUCCAGUGGGACCGCAUCACCCGCCUGGAAAAGGGCAAGAUCUAUCGGCAGGGAAACCUGUUUGACUUCCUGCGUCUGACAGAAUGGCGUGGCCCCCGUGUGCUGUACUUCGGAGACCACCUCUACAGUGACCUGGCGGACCUCAUGCUGCGGCAUGGCUGGCGCACAGGCGCCAUCAUCCCUGAGCUGGAACGCGAAAUCCACAUCAUCAACACGGAGCAGUACAUGCACUCACUGACAUGGCAGCAGGCGCUCACAGGGCUACUGGAGAGAAUGCAGACUUACCAGGAUGCAGAGUCACGACAGGUGCUGGCUGCCUGGAUGAAGGAGCGGCAGGAGCUAAGGUGCAUUACCAAGGCCCUGUUCAACGCUCAGUUUGGGAGCAUCUUCCGCACCUUCCACAACCCCACCUACUUCUCUCGGCGCCUUGUGCGCUUCUCCGACCUCUACAUGGCCUCCCUCAGUUGCCUGCUCAACUACCGCGUGGACUUCACCUUCUACCCGCGCCGCACACCCCUGCAGCACGAGGCACCGCUGUGGAUGGACCAGCUCUGCACCGGCUGCAUGAAGACACCCUUCCUCAGCGACAUGGCCCACAUCCGCUGAAGGCAACUUUAUUUUCCUGCCCCACCCACUCUGGGCAUUGUCCACACAGGCAAUAAAGUGGUGGCCUUCUG